This is a messenger RNA of Phlebotomus papatasi, 1773 nucleotides long. RefSeq lists its product as uncharacterized. Gene Ontology annotation, molecular function: ATP-dependent polydeoxyribonucleotide 5'-hydroxyl-kinase activity; double-stranded DNA binding; protein binding. The transcript has 3 exons. NCBI's taxonomy places the organism in Eukaryota, Metazoa, Arthropoda, Insecta, Diptera, Psychodidae. Gene Ontology annotation, biological process: DNA repair. The record is from RefSeq and is a predicted model, not a curated record. Bases 39 to 1613 code for a protein of 524 amino acids.
UUUUGGAUCCUGGUAGCCCGCCAAGUCCACCAUUGUCAAUGUCAUUUGCUAGCCGGCUUCAGCAAUUCUCGCGGUAUUUUUCAAGGAAAAUCAUGGAAAAUCCUCCAGCCAGAGAGUGUCUCCUGCAGAGUGUUGAUAGGCAGUUGCGUGAUGUGAAAAUCUCUGAAGAAAUCAGCUUCAUUGGAAGGUCUCCGGACACAGAAAUCCAAGAUGAAUUUUGUUCAAGAAAGCAAGUAAUGGUAAAGGCAGACUUUUCCAGCAGAACAGUAGAGUUGGAAGCCCAAGGGAUCAAUCCCAGUGCCCUAAAUGGCAAGAUAAUGGAGAAAAAGAAGCCCUACAGGGCCAUUCAUGGGGAUGUCCUGGAAGUCGUUGCUGGUAAGUUUCCCUACAAAAUCCUCUUUAGUCCUGAAUUACCGUCCGUCAAGAGGAAGAUUGACGAGUCACCUGAGCAAUCUCCAGCCAAAGUGGCCAAGAAAGAAUCAUGGACAGGCCUGGAUGGCAAUCAGUUGUACGUCUGGACAGCUUCUGGGGUAAUGUCCAGUCCCAAAAUUGCCUCUUACGACAUCGAUGGGACAAUUAUUAAAACCAAAUCCGGCAAUGUCUUCCCCAAGAAUAUCGAUGACUGGAUGCUGGCGUAUCCGGAAGUUCCGGGAAAGCUGAAAAAGUACCAUGGGGAGGGUUUCAAGGUGGUUUUCUUCACAAAUCAGGCAGCAAUCUCCAAAAAAAAGCUAAAAAUUGAGGAUUUUGUGAAUAAAGUGAAGAAGGUGGUGGGGAAAAUAAACAUUCCCAUUCAGGUGUUUAUCUCAACGGGAAAGGGAAUCUACCGGAAGCCAAUGAUAGGGAUGUGGAGGAAGCUGGAGGAGGAAUUCAAUGAUGGGGUGAAAAUUGACAUGAAGGAGAGUUUUUUCGUUGGAGAUGCAGCUGGGAGGACUGAGGCAAAGGGCCGGAAGAAGGAUCAUUCUUGCAGUGAUCGCUUUAUGGCCAUCAAUCUCGGUUUGACAUUUUUCACGCCUGAGGAACACUUUCAGGGAACUAGAGCUCUCCCAUGGGCACGUCCAGAGUUCGAUCCCAAGAACAUUGUCCCGCCCAAGACUCUCCUAGAGCCAGCGGGAACAAAUCUCAUGGCAGAUCACAAAGAAAUCAUUGUCAUGGUCGGAAGUCCCGGUUCUGGCAAGUCCUCCUUUGUCCAGAGAAGCUUCCAGGGCAGCAAAUACGACAUAGUCAAUCGAGACAAACUGGGAACGUGGCAAAAGUGCGUGACAGCUGCUCAGUCCGCCCUGGACAGAGGCAGGAGUGUCGUGGUGGACAACACAAAUCCCGACAUUGAGAGUCGCAAGAGAUACACAGAUCUGGCUAAGAAAGUCAAAUGCCGCUGUCGAUGCUUCGUCAUGAGCACAACUCUUGCCCAAUCUAGGCACAAUAUUACCUUCAGGGAACUCACAGAUCCCGCCCAUGUCAAGAUAAACGAUAUCAUUCUCAAUUCUUACAAAUCCAAGUUCAAAGAGCCCCAGACAUCCGAGGGAUUUGAGGAAAUUGUCCGUGUGAAUUUUGUUCCCAGCUUCCAGAACAGCGAUCACGAGGAGCUGUACAGGAUGUACCUGCUGGAGAAAUAACAGCCCAACCGCUCAAUAAUGGCCCAAAGGUAAGCUGCAUUUAAAUUGGCUUACUGGGAGCAAAAUUAUUAGUUCACUUUUUAGAGGACCAAAAUAUAACAUUAUGGAGCUAUUACAUUGAAUACUUUUAAUAGGAAUGAAAUAAAUUAGGCUGGAAGAA